Plasmodium gallinaceum is the source of this 7824-nucleotide messenger RNA. RefSeq names its product ABC transporter I family member 1, putative (gene ABCI3). The transcript is spliced from 4 exons. Gene Ontology annotation, biological process: transmembrane transport; lipid transport. Lineage: Eukaryota; Apicomplexa; Aconoidasida; Haemosporida; Plasmodiidae. Gene Ontology annotation, cellular component: intracellular membrane-bounded organelle; membrane. Gene Ontology annotation, molecular function: lipid carrier activity; ATP hydrolysis activity; ATP binding. The coding region runs from base 1 to 7824 and encodes 2607 amino acids. The record is from RefSeq and is a predicted model, not a curated record.
AUGAAGUUUCGCAAAUUAUAUGGUUUAAUAAAGAAGAGUUUUUAUGAAAAAAGAAAAAAUUUCAUUCUUUAUUUUUUCUUUCUAUUAGUACCAUUUUUUUUAAUAGUGUUUCAUAUAUUUUUAAGGAAGCUAAGUGAUAAAUAUUCUAUAGAAGCACAUAACCCAUCAAAAACUAAUAAGAUUGAAUUAAAUGAUUCAAUACGACAUUAUGUUUUAUUUUUGGGUAAUCAACUAUGUUCUAAACAAAUAGAUGAUGAUAUAUAUGUAAAUCAUAUUUGUGUUACUCCUAAAAAUAAUAUAACGAAUUCUUUUUUAUCAUAUGUUGAAAAAAAUGACUUGAAUAUAUUUAAAAUUUAUAAAAAUGAAGAAGACUGUUUGAAAAAAGUAAAAUUUGCAGUAGAAAUUAAGAAAAGCGAUAUAAAAAAUAUAAAAUAUAAUAAUUAUUUUUAUAUAAAAGAACAAAAUUUAGAAGACACAUAUAUAUUAAAUAAUUUUAAAAAAAAUAUAAAGUACAAUGAACUUAUCAGUUUAGAUGAUUUAUAUAAAAAUAUUUAUACUAAAGAGGAAUAUAAUAGAUUAUUAAAUAUAAAAAUAGAUGAAGAUACUUUAAAAGAAGUUAAAAAAACUAAAUUAUAUAAAUCAUUUAUAAAAGAAAUUAUUAAUUUUAAAGAUGAAAAUUAUUAUGAAAAUUUUUUUAAUGAUGAAAAAAAAAGAUUAUUUUUUAUUAAUUUUGUGAAAAACAAUUUAAUAGAAACAAAUUUCUCAUGUGGGUUAGUGGCCAUUCAAAAUGAAAAUGACUUAAAAAAGAAAAGUAAGUUCAAUUUUUUUCAUCCAUUCGGAAAAAAGGAGGAAAGAAAAAAAAAUAUUUAUAAUAGCAAAAAUGAUGAAAAUAUUAACUUUAAAGAAUACAAUAAUAAUAAUGAUUUUAAUUCAGAAAAUAUGGAAAAUAAAUAUUUAACUAAUGUAAAAAAUUAUAACUUUAAAAAUUUUAAUUUUAAUAAAAUGAGAUAUGUUAAUGAGAAUGAAUUAAUAAAUAAUAUAACCUAUAAAAUAAGGGUAGGUGAUUAUGCUUUAUUAAAUUUAAAUGAUAAUUUAUUUUUUAAUGAUAUCAAUAUAAAUUUAAAGCAGAAUUUUCUAAAUUUUAAUACUAUUGAUGAUUUAUCUUUUAAUAUUUAUUUUAACGAAUGGUACUACUAUAGUUUUUUUAUAGUUUUAGAAUAUUAUUUUAAUUCAUUCUUACUAGAAUAUGAAUCUAAUAAUUUAGAAUAUAAAAAAAGUAUGAAUAUUGAUGCAAUUAAUAAAAUUUCUCUUUUAAGAACUCCAAAGAGAAAAUUAUCUUUAAAUAAAUUUUUUUUGUUUAAAAUGCCAACAAAAAUUAUUAAAAUUAAUGCAUUUGAUACUUUUGAAAAAAAUAUAUUCCGAGUAAUCAUAUUUUUAUGUGUUUGUUUAUUUAUUGCAAGUAUAUGUUUUGAUAUAAAUAAAGAAAGAAAAAUGAAUAUAGUAAAUUUCUUAUAUUGUAUUAAUGUUAAUAAUUAUUACUAUUAUUUUUCAUGGCUACUUUUUUACUUUAUUAUGUUAUUUAUUUAUAACAUAUUUUUUACUCUUGUUAUAUAUCUUUUUGUUUAUCUCCGUUUAGUUAAUUAUUUUAUUUUAUUUAUAUAUAUAUAUCUUUUUUUAAUGAAUAGUUUACUAUUUACAGUUAUAUGUAUGCAAUUUACUAAUAGUAGUUCAAUAAAUUACAUUGUAACCUUUCUUCUUUUUUUUCUUUUCUCUUCAUUCCGUUUAAUUAUUCAUUCGGGCAUUAAUAAAGUCCUUUUAUUUUUUGUUCUGUUAAUACCACAUUCAUCUUUUUGUUUGUCAUUAGAUUUUUUCUUUAUUUUAAUUAAAAAUAACAUGAAGGUAAAUUAUAUGCAAUUAUUUAUUAAAAUUGAAUCUGUAAACUUGAUGCAUCUCCUUCUAUAUUCCGUUAGCUCUUUUAUAUUAUUAAUUCUAAUUUUGACAUUCAUAAUAUUUUAUAAAAGAAUAAGAUUAGAUUUGUCUUAUAUAAAAAAAAAGAAGAAGAAUAUUAUAAAUCAAAAUGAUAAUUUAAUGAAUGGAUUAAGUGAAGAUGAUGAAAAUGGAAAAACUCAUGUAUCAAAUUUUGUAAACAAAAUGGAUAUAAAAAUAGAAAAAAAUAUUAUAAAUCAAAAUGAUAAAUUAAUGAAUGAAGUAAGUGGAGAUGAUGAAAAUGGAAAAACUCAUGUAUCAAAUUUUGCAAACAAAAUGGAUAUAAAAAUAGAAAAAAAUAUUAUAAAUCAAAAAGAAUAUAAUUUAUAUAGAAAUAAAAAUGAAAUAGAUAAUAAUUAUUUUUAUUUGUUAAUUGAAAAUGUGAAUAAAUACUAUGGUGAAAAACAUGUUUUAAAAGAUAUUUCUUUAUGUUUAAAAAGUAAUAGAAUAUUUGUUUUGCUAGGAGAAAAUGGAUCAGGAAAAUCGACUUUAAUUAAUAUUAUUACAAAAAUGAUAACAAAAGAUAGUGGUAAAAUAACAUUUAUAAAUAAUACUUUAAAAAAAGAAAAAAAGAAAAUUGUUGAUAUGAGUGAUAGUAGUAGUAAUAUAUCUAACGUUUCUUUGUAUAGUAAAUAUAUUAAAGGAAUUUUUGUAAAUAAAAUUAACAAAAAAAGAUACUUCAAAAAAAAAAAUGAUUUUAAGAUUAGCUAUUGCAGUCAAAAUGUUAUAUUAUAUGAUAAUUUAACUUUUUAUGAAACAAUUAAAAUUUUUUUAUUAUAUUAUAACAAAAACGUAGAUAAGUAUUUAAAAAAAAAAAGAACAUUAAGAAUUCUAAAUGAUCUAGAUCUUGAAAAAUAUAUGAAUUGCAAAAUAAAAAAUUUAAUGGAUGAAAUAAAAAAAAAAAUUUCUAUAUUUAUUUGUUUUCUUGUAAAGCAAGAUAUUUAUAUAUUAGAUGAGCCAUUUAUAGCUUUAGAUAUUAAAACAAAAAUGAAACUUUUUAAUUUUUUUGAUAAAAUAAAAAAAAAGAAUAUUAUUUUUAUAUGCACUCAUGAUAUUUAUGAAGCUAACAAUUUCUCUGAUGAUAUAGCAAUAAUUAAGAGUGGUGAAAUUAUUUUUAAUGGAUCAAAAAAUUGUUUUCAAAAAUUAAUAGAUUACAAAUUUAUUUUAAAUAUUCAAUUUAAACAAGAUAAUAAUGAGAAGAUUGAUUACUUAAGUCAAGAAAAAGUCAUGUUAUCUCUUACCAAAAAUUCAAAGAGUAAAAAAAAUUCUCUUAAUAAAAUUACCCAUUCAUAUAAUAUGGGUAAUAAUAAUAAUAAUAAUAAUAAUAGUCAUAUAAUUGAUAAUUUUAGUAAUAAUAAUAAUAGUCAUAUAAUUGAUAAUUUUAGUAAUAAUAAUAAUAAUAAUAGUCAUAUUAUAUUAAUGAAUUAUGAAAAUGAAAAAGAUAAAAAAAAUAAUUUGAUAAAAAAAAAAAUUAUAGAUUUUAUAAAGUGUAUUAGAGAAGAAAAUAAAAAUUGUUUUAUAUUUUUUAAUGAAAAUUAUAUUUACUGUACAUAUAAAAUAAAUGAAAUAGAAUCAUUGAAAAAAUCACUUUGUUUUUUAAACAAAUAUAAAAAUACUUUAAUAUAUCAAAUAAAAACUAUAGAUAUAUUUUAUACUUAUAUAUAUAUAUAUAUAUAUAAUGAGAAGAACAAGCUAUUAAAAAAUGUUCAAGAUAAAGAUAUUAGAUGUUUAUUAGAAAUAGAUCCUUUGUUUUAUUUAUAUCUUUACAAUUUCAAAUAUUUCAAUGAACAAAAUAAAUUAUUGUUUAGUGAUAAUAGAAAUGGACAAAUAAAUUUGUAUAACUUUAAUUACUUAAAUAAUAUUUUAGUUAAUAAUAAAAUUAGCAAAAAUAAGUAUGAAGAAAAAACAUUUUUCGAAAGGAAAAAAAACGAAGAAACAAAUGAGGACAAUACUGAUAUAAGAGAGUAUAAAAUAGAUGAAGAUACAAAGAAAAUAAAUGAAAACAUAUAUUUACAAAAAAAAAAUGAAAAAGGAAAUUCUUUGUUUAAAAAUUUAAUUAACUCAUUUACUAUAUAUAUUAAACCUUUGUUAUUAUUAAAAUUAAAAAAAGAUUUAUCUAAUAAAAUUUUUUACUGGUAUAAAUUUUUAGUUCCAUUGCUUAUUUUAUCAUUUGGGAUUUUUAUAAUAAAAUGUAUUUCAAAUUAUGGAAAAAUUAAAAAUAUUAAAUUAGACCAUAAUACUUUAAGUUCUAUUAAUUUAGAAAAUACAACUUUAAAUUAUUAUAUUAUAUAUGAGACAGAAAUGAAUAAUCUUGAAAGUGAUAAUUCACACAAAAUUAUGAAUAUGAUACAUUCUAAUGAACAUGAAGAUUCUAAUUAUAGAAGUUUAUCAUUAAAAGAAAAAAUGAAAAAAAAAAAAGAAUUAAAUUAUAAUAAUGUAAAAAAUAUAAUAAAAUUGAAAAAUGGUUAUAAUUUUAAUAGACUUCCAACAAAUUCAUUUAAUUAUUAUAAUAAUACAAUAAAUACUCUCUUGGAAAAAUAUUGUAUAAAAGAAAAAAUAAAUUAUAUUGAUGAUAACAUAAAUAAGGAUAAUUUGUAUAAUGAUAUAAGCAACUAUUUAAAAAGAAAGUCAGAAAAUGAUAAUAUUAUAUCAUUAGGUUCUUUUGUUUUUUUUAUUAAAGAAAAAAAAGAUAAAAAAGACAUAACCAAUAGGACAGAAAUAGAAAUGAAUAUAAAUUUAUUUUAUAAUUAUACAUCUAUUCAUUCAUAUGCAUAUUAUAUGAAUUCUAUUUUUAAUAUUAUGCAUGAUUUUCAAAAUGAAAUAUAUGAAGAUUAUUAUGAAAAAGAAAAAAAAAUCUUAAAUAGUGAAGAAAAUAAACCAUAUCAUUUUAUUACAUGCAGUAAAUCUAUAGAAGGUAAUCAUAUAUAUGAACAAAUAAGAAAUGAUAGCUAUAAUAUAUCAGAUUAUUUAAGUGAUAAUUCAAAUUUAAUAUACGAAAAUAUAAGCAAUGAAAAUGAUAAUGGUAAUAAAUAUACCAAUAAAAACAGUUUCUUAAUAAAAAAGAAUAAAGAAAAUUAUGAAAAAAUUUUGAAAAGUUCUAAUAUAGUGGAAAUUAUAAAUGAACCAUUUUACAUAAAAUAUCAUGAACAUUUUCUCAGUGAUUUUUAUAUAAAUGUCUAUAUAUUUUUAUCAAUAGUUAUUUUUUUUUGCGUUUUAUUUGAAAGAUUAAAAAAUGAAAUUAAACAUAGAAAAAUUUUUGAGUAUUUUAAUGUUCAUAAGUAUACUCAUUAUUUUCAAAUAUUUCUUGUAGAAUUUUUUUAUUAUUUUAUAUACUUACUUUUUCUUUUUAUGAUAUUAUAUAUUUUUGAUUAUAAACAUUAUUUUUAUGUUUCUUAUUUCUUUUUUCUUUUACUUUAUGGUUUUAAUAUUUUUUUGUCUAUAUGUUUGUUUACCUCUUUAUAUUUAAAUAGUUAUAUUGUUUUUUUGUUCUUUAAUUUUAUAUUUUGUGGAAUUAUAAAUAUUGUUAUUUAUGUUUUACUUAUUUUAUCUUAUGCAUAUUCUAAUAAUGUAUUAAUUUAUAUUUCACAUAUAUUAGUUUGUAUAUUCAGAAUAUUUGAUUCCUUUUCGUUAUCUCAUUCAUUAAAUAUUCGCAGCUUAUGUUUAAAUAUAAAACGUCACUUUAAUUACAUAAAUGGUACAAGUAAGAACGAAGAAAAUACUCUUUCCUUUUUUAAUCAUUCUAACAAAAAUAAUUCAAAAAUAGAAUUAGAGGAAGUAAUGGAUAUAUGUGCUGAUUCAAAUAUCUAUUUCAACAUAAAAGGUGAUUUUAUCUUUUUAUCAAUUAAUUGUUUUGUAUAUUUGCUUUUAAUAAUGUACAAAUUAUUGCAACUAAGAAAUAAAUUGCAAAAAGAAAAACAAACAAAAAACAAAAGAAAUAUAUCAGAAGGAAAAUAUACAUUUGCCCUAAAACAUUUUUAUUUAUCCAAUGAAAAAUAUAAAAAAAGAAAAAUGUAUAUUUUCUUUAGAAUCUUGAAUUUUAUAAAGAAGUGCUUUAGUUUAAAAAAAAAAAAUAAAAAUAAAAUCUAUAGAAAAUAUGAUUCAUUUGAAGUGGAAACAAAUGUAAGUUAUGAGUUAAAUGAAGAUAAUAUAAGUCAAGAUAAUAUUAUAAAAUAUACUAAAAAAUUGAAAGAGAAUUCUUAUAAUAACGAAAAAUAUAUAUUUAAGAAUUUGAAUAUAAAAAUGAAUGAAUAUCAAAUUUAUGCUUUUUCUACAAUAUUUAAUAAUGAUUUAAAUAUAUUAUAUUUUUUUAAAUAUUUUUUUUGUAAAAAUGACAAUAAAAUAUGUAAUUAUGCUAAAUAUAAUGAAGAAAAUAAUAUGUAUAAUAUAGACAAAAUAUUUUCCGAGUCUUUUCAUAAAAUUAAUGAAAAUGAUUACAAAAUUACAUUAAUACCAUGCAUGUCUAUAUAUGAACAUUUAAAGUUAAUUAUAACAUUCAAAAAAUUAAAGUUAAAUUCUAUGGAAUUAAAAUAUUUAAUCAAUUUAUUAAUGUUAAUAGUUAAUUUAAAGUGUAACAUGAAUUUAAAUUGUAAUCAGCUAAGUGGAGGUAUGAAAAAAAAAGUAGAAUUGAUGAUAAAUUUACUAAAAAAUGACAAGAUAAUUUUUUUAUAUAAAUUGAAUGAUAACAUUGAUUUUUGUUCUCAAAUUUAUAUAAACAUAAUUUUAAAAAAUAUAUUAUUACUUAAUGAGUAUGAUAGUAAAAUCAAUUAUGAAUCUCUUAUUGACAAUGUAUCAACACACGUAGAGUUGGAUGAAGAAAAAAGAAAGAAUAUAAUAAGUAUUAAUAGUCAUAUGAGAAAAAAGGAAAUGAGAGUAAAAAAAAAGGAAAGUAUUAGCAUUUUAAAAGAAAAAGAAAAUUUUAUAAACUCAAAUAAAAGAAACGAUUAUUUAGAUUGUUCUAUUACGUCGAAUUUAAAAAGUGCUAAUCAGAAUAUGAUUGAUUCAUUUAUAAAACAAAAUAUAUUAAAAAUUAGAUUUGGAAUCAAAAAUUUUGCAAUUUAUUCUCAUAUAUAUACAGAUAUGUUAUAUUAUGAUUAUUUAUACCUAUUUCAUAAAAAUGAAAUUAUUUACAAUAAUUAUAUACAAAAUAUAAAAAACAUUUUCAAAAAUUAUUAUUUAUUUCAAUUAAAAUUAAAAAAAAUACCUGAAAGUAAAAUAAAAGAAUAUAUGAAUAUCUACUUUUCCAUAUACAAACAUACAUUUAAGAAAUAUCAAAAGACUUUAAUUAAUUUUUUUAGAAAUUCAGAAUAUAAAAAAAAAUAUUGUUGCAAUGAUAUUAGACAAACAGAUUCUAUUGUUUUAUUUCUGGAGAAAUUUUCAAAAAAUAAUUCAUUGACGAUGCAUAAUCUUUAUUAUAUUUUUAAAACAAAUAAAAAAAAUAAAUACCGUAAUAAAAAAUUUUUUUUAAGUCAUUCUAAAUUUCACAAAAUACUUUUUAAUUUAAUGAUAGAUAAAUUCUCUUAUCUCCAUUGUUAUCUAAAAAAAAAUAAAUUUAUUUCUAUUUUUAAUUUAUUUAAAUUUGUAAUUUCUGAAAUUACUCUUAGAAAAAUACAAAAUUUUAUUUUUAAAUGUAAAGGAAUAAAAAAUAUUUCCUCAGAAAUUUUAAGAUUCAACCAUUAUUUGUUUAUUUUAAAAAUAAAUAAAAAUAGAAAUUUUUUCAAAUUACUAGAGAUCAAUAAAAGAAUGAAAUUUAAUGAUGAUGAAAUUGAAGUCGAACAUAUAGAUAUAAAUAAUGCUAAUGCAAAUGAUAUUUUUCUAUUAAUGUUUAAAAAAUUAUUAUGA